This is a messenger RNA of Talaromyces stipitatus ATCC 10500, 906 nucleotides long. RefSeq lists its product as uncharacterized. The coding region runs from base 1 to 906 and encodes 301 amino acids. The transcript has 2 exons. The record is from RefSeq and is a predicted model, not a curated record. NCBI's taxonomy places the organism in Eukaryota, Fungi, Ascomycota, Eurotiomycetes, Eurotiales, Trichocomaceae.
AUGCCUCAAAAUCGCAAACAGCGUCGAGCUGCCGCCGCCGCCGCCGCGGCAGCGGCAGACGACAACAACUUCGAUUCAUCCUCAAUUCCUCUUUCACGUCCACCCGAAUUUUCCGACAGCAACACCAAGAGCACACGACAAGCAAAAACUCUCCUCGAAAUAGCGGCCGAACGACAACAAGAACUAAAGCAACGUCUCGGCAAUAACAAUAAAGGAAAGAAUAGCAGAAACACCGCAAAGAUAAACGGGCAAUUCAUCGACCUCGACGCAACAGAGACACAAUUUCUCGAAAUCUCCUCCUCCGGCCAAAUCUCAAACCUCAAUCCAGACGAGCUGCAAACAAAACCAUCCCAAUUGAACAAGCAGAUCAGAGAAGAAGAGGAAGAGGAGGAGGAGGAGGGAAUACCGCCUUUAAUGAACACACUACUCACCUCCAUCCCACUAACAGCCGUACACUUCACACUCGCCUUCCUCGCAGCGCACCAAUACAUCCAAGAAAUAAUAUGGAAAGACAUAAUCCAAGAAUCCAUCUUCAUUGCUUUUCCCGUCUUGACGUUCUGCAUUCAUCUCGCGCACGGACAUAUAAUCUCCUUCUCGUCGCCAAAACGAAAACCGAAACCGAAAAAGCCGAAAAUUCCAUCGCCAUCAGAUGCGCUGAUUGGCGACUUCUUCACUCCCAGAACGCUAUUCUUCUUUCUCCCCCUCGCCGUCGUGCUGGGUGGAUACCUAAUCCAUACCACGAAUCAGUCGGGAUACUAUGCUGUUAUGAAACGGGCGCCGAGUAUAGGUACAAUGUGGGUUUGGUGUGUGUUGGAGAUAUCGUCGCCUUUGGCGGCGUUGGUGGCUUUAUUGGUUCCUUUGGCAUGGGGGACGGGUGUUAUGGGUUUCUCUUCUUCCGAGGAGUAA